Callorhinchus milii (elephant shark) is the source of this 2617-nucleotide messenger RNA. It is a transcript of the gene jund, whose product is annotated as JunD proto-oncogene, AP-1 transcription factor subunit. The transcript has a single exon. Lineage: Eukaryota; Metazoa; Chordata; Chondrichthyes; Chimaeriformes; Callorhinchidae. Gene Ontology annotation, biological process: regulation of cell population proliferation; regulation of transcription by RNA polymerase II; regulation of cell cycle. Gene Ontology annotation, molecular function: transcription factor binding; RNA polymerase II cis-regulatory region sequence-specific DNA binding; DNA-binding transcription factor activity, RNA polymerase II-specific. Gene Ontology annotation, cellular component: transcription regulator complex. The record is from RefSeq and is a predicted model, not a curated record. Bases 904 to 1842 code for a protein of 312 amino acids.
GUUACUACUCCGGAGGCGGCUCUGCUCGGCUCGUUACUCGGAGCCGCUGCACCUCACUCUCUCCACCGUCCGUCUCCUUCUCGCUCUUGUGCUCCUUCGUUGGGAGGAAGGACCGUUGUUGUUGUUGUUGUUGUUGUUGUGACCGGGAGCCGUCACUGCCUCUCUUCUCAGCUCUCGUCCCCGUCCCCGUCCGUACGUCCGUCCAUCUCCUCCUCCCUCUCGGCAUCGCUUUGGAAGACAUCUGGUGUUGCGGACCCCCCCCACACACACACACACACAGAGACACAGAGGGAGACCCCCCCACACACACACACACACACAGAGGGAGACAGAGAGUCUCCCCCCCCCGGGGACCGGUCUCCCCCUUUUCUACGGUCUCGAGUUGAGAACUUCUCGUUUCGUGUUGCACCGACUUCGCUGUGUACCCGAGAGAGAGGGAGAGAGAGAGAGAGAGAGAGGCUCUGCUCCCGAGACCACCACUCACUCACUCACUCACUCACUCGGUCCCCGACUCGGGGCAAAAGAAGAGAGAGAGAGAGAGAGAGACAAGUGAAGUCGGGAGGGAAACUGAGCCCCGACUUUCUUCUUCUUCUUCUUCUUCUUCUGUUGCUGCUGCCGCAGCGGUUAAAGAAUAAAUACACCGGAGAACCAAACCCGGGCAACGAGAAAGCCUUCCGCGGUGCCGUCAUAAAGGUUGGCCAGAGGAGUAGGACCUUCCCCUGAUCCUCAGCGGGUGAAAGGAGCAGCGGAUUUGUUGUUGUUGUUGUGGUGGUGGUGGUGGUUGUCCUUGCGGUCGCUGGUGGUUUUUUUUAUCGCCACCCCCACCCCCCGACCGAUAUCAUUUACCCCUCCUCCACCCCCUACCCCGGGGAUCCAGGCUUCCUUCCAGGAGUUUUUCACGUGAUGAUGGAAACACCCUUCUAUCAUGACGACGCAUUGAACGUUGCAUUUGGACAGAACGCCUACAACAACAACAACAACACCGCCAACAGCAGCCGCAGCAACGCCGCCGCCGCCUCCGCCAGCGCCAGCAUCAUGAAGAAGAACCUGAGCCUGAACCUCACCGUGUCGCCCAGCAACCUCAAGCCUCACCUGCGGGAGCACGAGGGCACCCUGACCUCGCCCGACCUGGGCUUCCUCAAGUUGACCUCGCCCGACCUCGAGCGCCUCAUCAUCCAAUCCAGCGGCAUGGUGACCACCAGCCCCACGCCCGGUCAGAACCUCUUCCCCAAGGGGGUGACCGAUGAGCAGAACAGUUUCGCUGAAGGCUUCGUCAAGGCUUUGGAAGACCUCCACAAGCAGAACCAGUUGAACGGAAUUAUCUGCCCUCAGACGGUCACGGGGGGCAUCACUACGGCCAGUUCUGGUAACAUCCACCAAGACCCUCCCAUUUACACCAACCUGAACACUUUCAACCACGGAUCAAUCAACACAACAGUUAACUAUGCUACGGACACUGUGUCCUACCCUCCCCUGGCUCAUCCUUUGGGCCAGCAGUCCAGGCUCCAAGCUCUCAAGGAUGAGCCCCAGACCGUGCCCGACGUGUCCGGGCUGGGGGACAGCCCCCCACUCUCCCCCAUCGACAUGGACACGCAGGAGAGGAUCAAGGCGGAGAGGAAGAGGCUCAGGAAUCGGAUCGCGGCGUCCAAAUGCAGGAAGAGGAAGCUGGAGAGGAUUUCCAGGCUGGAGGACAAAGUUAAGAACUUGAAAUCCCAGAACUCUGAACUGGCCUCCACCGCCAGCCUAUUAAGGGAGCAGGUCGCUCAACUCAAGCAGAAAGUCAUGACGCACGUCAACAGUGGCUGCCAACUAUUACUGACUCCUCAGGUCCAAGCCUAUUGAGAGGCUCGUGAUUGUGUGUAUGGACGUUCUGUGCAAACUCUCCAUUCAGUGCAUCAUGCUUGGAACAUGCGGCUGAUUGUGCUGGCCCUUCAGAAGCCGAGGCUGGGACUUUGAGAACUUGUUUUGUUUCCUAACGAGACGAAAAACACACCGAAGCAUAAGGCUUUGUGCUCUUGAGGUAUUGAGGUGCAUAUCAGCAGUGACUUUACGUGAAGCUCGUUUUUUUUUCCCCCCCGAAAAGAAAAAGUUUCCCAUCGACCAAAAAAAAAGAAAGAAACCCUGCUACGUUAACAUGUUAUAAUGCUGCAUGUUUUGUGUCAAACUUGCUACGCACACCAACAAACAAACAAACAACGACGCCGUCAAAGAGAUUGUUUGUUUGUCAAGACCCCGGUUGCAUGAAAUAAAUAAAAGCUGGCUCCAAAACGCAGACCAACCCAAGCAAAAAAAAGGAAAGAGACUCUACAGCUAUUCGGCGUAUACUGCACACACAGUAUAUUGGGUCUCUCCGAGUGUCGUCAUGUGUUUGCAGUUGCAAUGCAAACCCGUUUUAAGAAACCUUUUUUGUAAAUAGUUAAGUGUCCGUGAAACUGUUACAACAUUCGUGUUGGAAUGUACGUUUUUGUUACCGUGUCAAGCUGUUUUUUUUUCCAAAAAAGAAAGAUGCUCUAUUUAUAUACUGUAAUGGGAACAGUGCGAUUCCCAGUUGCUAUACAUUCCAAAUAUGUAUUGCUCACGAUUCUGUGAUAUUCAAAUAAAAGUAUUAUGUCUCAUA